AUGGACCCUCUAAAAUACAUGAUGGAGUCGACUGCUCUGAAUGGAAGAAUGGCCCGAUGGAAAAUUCUGCUUUCCAAAUUUGAUAUAGCCUAUGUGAACCACAAGGUAAUAAAAGGGAGUGCAAUAGCAGAUUUUCUAGCCAGUAGAGCUCUAAAAGAUUACGAGCCUUUGAAUUUUGAUUUCCCAAAUGAAGAUAUAAUGUAUGUUGCAACCACUGAAGAAGAUGCUCAAGAUGGACGUCCUUGGAAACUAAAUUUUGACGGAGCUUUAAACGCUAUGGGUAAUGGAAUCAGGACAAUCCUGGUAUCGCGAAACGGAGAUCAUCAUCCUUUUACUAGUAAAUUGGAUUUUGAUUGCACGAACAAUAUGGUAAAAUAUGAAGUAUGCAUCAUAGGUAUCCGUGCAGCCAUAAAACGUAAGAUCAAAGUACUAGAGGUAUAUGAGGAUUCUGUACUAGUGAUCUAUCAACUCAAAGGUGAAUGA
Messenger RNA from Gossypium raimondii (Peruvian cotton), 483 nucleotides. RefSeq lists its product as uncharacterized. Gene Ontology annotation, molecular function: nucleic acid binding. The record is from RefSeq and is a predicted model, not a curated record. Lineage: Eukaryota; Viridiplantae; Streptophyta; Magnoliopsida; Malvales; Malvaceae. Bases 1 to 483 code for a protein of 160 amino acids. The transcript has a single exon.